AUGUACCUCACACUGUACCACCUUGUCACCCGCCUCCCUGACUCCCUUCGCACUGUCAGGGACCAGUUUCUCGCUCUCUCCCCCACUGACCUCACUGUCGACCUCCUCGAGAAGGAACUCCUAGCAGCUGAGAAGAGCAUUGUAGCUGUAGGUGCCUCUCGUGGUGACCCCUGCACCCCCUUCUUUGAGGGGUGCUCCCCCUCCCCCCUCCUCCCCUCCAUUGCAUCUGCUGCUGCUGUCGACUACCUCGGAGCUGAGGGAAUCGGAGCCGCGUCUACUCCUAGUGGGAGGCGCAAGGGCGGCAGGGGCAAGGGGGGCCGGGGUGGUGGAGGUGGAGGCGGGGGCGGCGGCGGUGGAGAGGGUGGGGGGGGCGGGGGUGGUGGCGGGAGUGGGAGUGGCGCGGGUGGUGGGGGGAUCAGUGGCGGCACAGGGGGUGGUGGCGGCGGCGGCGGUGUUGCGGGAGGUGGGGGCGGUGGUGGCAGUGGUGUUGGCGGUGGAGCGGGUGGCGGGCGCGGUGGAACGGUGCAGCGUGGGGGAUUCGGCGGUGGCCAGAGGCAGCCGCAGCAGCGUCCUGGCGAGACUCCCUCGCCCCAGCAGCUCCGUGAGUGGUACUCUCAGCGUGGGGGGUCUGGGGGUGGGGGUCCCUGCCCGUACGUCAUCCGCACAGGUGACCGCGCUGGCUUGACUUGUGGGAGGUUCCACACGGCGCAGCGCUGUUUCUUUCGCCUCGACGACGCCUGGCGCGAGCAGUUCCCUGACGCCUCUGAGCUGCCUCGCUGGGCUGAUCUGCUUAGGAAGGGGAUUGAUGUCUUUGCUCUUGAUUAUGAUGCUAUCCUUGCUGCCAUGUAUGCAUUGACUAUUAGUGCUGAGGGUGACUGUUACCUGAGUGUGCCGCCCGACCCAGGUAUUGGUACUGGUAAGGCUGCUGCGCUAGGUGCUCGUGCGUCUGCGUCUGCUGGUACUGGGUCUACUGCGGCACUGCACACUUUCACACUGGACUCAGGUGCUUCCCGCUGUUUCUUUCGUGACCGCACUGUCCUUGAGCCACUAGCUCGGCCUGUUGCUGUCUCCCUUGCUGACCCCUCUGGGGGCCCGGUCCUUGCGACCUCCUCCACUGUCCUCCCUUGUCCUGCGGCCCCGUCUGGCACUCUGUCGGGUCUCUACCUCCCCUCGUUCUCUACGAACUUGGUGGCGGGCUCUGCUCUCCAGGACGGGGGUGUUCACCAGUUCACCCCUGCCUAUGAGCGGGUGACCCACUGUACGUGUGCUCGGACGGGUCGCCACCUGGCUACCUUCACUCGGCAGCCGGGGUCCGACCUGUACACACUGACCACUGAGUCCCCUCAGGUAGCUGCGUCUGCGUCUGCGUCAGGUCAGCUGUCGGCUCCCUGCUCGUGUCGCUCCCUGUCGCACCAGACCGUCCUCUGGCACCACCGCCUUGGUCACCCCUCCGUGCAGCGCCUUCGUGGCAUGCACUCCCGGUACCUUGUCUCUGGUCUUCCCAGGGUUCUACCUCCCCUCCCACCCUCGCCUGCUCCUCCCUGUCUUCCUUGUGUCGAGGGGCGGCAGCGCGCCACCCCUCACUCCUCCUCGUUCCCUCCCACAGAGGCUCCCCUGCAGACUCUUCACCUGGACGUGUGGGGCCCGGCCCGCGUCCGGGGACAGGGCCACGAGCGGUACUUCCUGCUGGUCGUCGACGACUACACGCGCUACACCACGGUCUUCCCCUUGCGCACCAAGGGUGAGGUCCCUGAUGUUUUGAUCCCUUGGAUCCGCGCCGCUCGUCUCCAGCUCCGCCAGCGGUUCCAGUCGGACUUUCCCGUCUUGCGUCUGCACUCUGACAGGGGUGGUGAGUUUUCCUCCGCCCUCCUGGCUGCCUACUGUGCGGAGCACGGCAUCCGCCAGACCUUCACGCUUCUGGACUCCCCACAGCAGAAUGGGGUUGCUGAGCGCCGCAUUGGUUUAGUCAUGGAGGUCGCUCGUACCUCCAUGAUCCAUGCGGCUGCCCCCCAUUUCCUGUGGCCGUUUGCAGUGCGGUACGCUGCGCAUCAGCUCAACCUUUGGCCCCGUGUCUCUGCUCCGGAGACCUCGCCCACACUGCGUUGGACGGGGGAGGUUGGCGAUGCGUCGGUGUUCCGUGUCUGGGGAUGCCGAGCCCUUGUUCGCGAUACGUCCGCGGACAAGCUCUCCUCCCGUGCCGUUCCCUGCGUCUUCCUUGGCUUUGUCCCCGACGCGCCUGGCUGGCAGUUUUACCACCCCACCUCGCGCCGUGUCUUUGCCUCUCAGGACGUCACCUUUGACGAGUCGGUACCCUUUUACCGUCUCUUCCCCUAUCGCACUGCCCCCCUCCCUCCCCCGCCGCUUUUCCUCGCUCCAGGUCCCCCUCCGCUAGACCCCCUUCCCCCUCAGGGUCCUGCUCCCUCAGGUGUCUCUCAGGUAGACCCUCCUCCCGUCGCUGAGCCUGUCGAGGUCACAGGUGACUCAGGUGCUGCUGCGGGUGGUACUGCUGGGGGUGCUGAGCCUGGGGGUGCUGAGCCUUGGGGUGCUGAGCCUGGGGGUGCGGAGACUGGGGGUGCUGACACUGGGGGUGCUGAGCCUUGGGGUACUGGGGCUGGGGGUGCUGAGCCUGGGGGUGCUGGGUCUGGGGGUGCUAAGCCUGGGGUUGCUGAGCCUGGGUUUGCUGGGCCUGGGGGUGCUGAGCGCUGCUGGAGCCGCCUUCGUACGCGUGUGCCUCUCACCUCCCAGCAGCUGCGCGACUGGUACGGUCGCCGUCAGCGUCGCGCUCCUGUAGCUCGGGACUCUGCUCCUGGCGGUACUUCCACUGACGUCACUGGAGCUGAGAAAGGUGCUGGUUUGUUGUCUCCUGGGGGUGCCCACGUCGCUGGUCCCGGAGGUGCUCGUACCGCUGGUACUCGAGCUGCUGGGGCUGGUGGUGCUGUGUCUGAGGGUACUCCUACUGGGGACGAUGCGACUGGGGGUGCUGGUUCUGGAGGCGCUGCUGCUGGUGGAGACUGUCCUGGAGGAGUUGCCGCUGGGGGUGGUGGAGCUACUGGAGGUACGGGAGAUGCUGUAGGUGCUGGAGCUGCUGGUGCUGGUGACACUACCCAUCUUCCGUCUUCUACCGGUCUUCCCCUCCUGCCUGACUCACCGCUUCCUGCUCCUUCUCCUUACACUGAGCAGUCAGGGGGCCUUACUGAGCGUCGUGAGCCUGCGUCGCGUCCUGUCUCGCCAGUUCGCUCUGGUCACACCGUUCGUCGUGUUCCGCGUUCGGGGUCACCGACUAUCCCCGGCACGCACCUUGUCGUCCGUCGUCCUUCCUCUGUUCCACAGUCUGUUCCUCUGCCGUCCCCUCCUGCGUCGUCUUUGCCUCACGUUCCGGACCCUGAGUCUGACCGGUUUCGUGCUGAGCACCCUACUGUCACGCAUCUGCUAGCCACUGUUGUCACUGACCCCUCGUUUGAGUCUUCUGCUGCGUCUGCCUUGGUCGCUGAGCUUGUUGACUUUGCUGCUGCUUGUCGUCUAGACUACACUGCUAGCCUUGUUGCUGAGUCUGAGUCUGUCUGUCCUCCGUCCGUCGGGGGUGAGUGUGCUCUUGGCAUGGACGUCCUUGAGGACAGGCACAAGGACCUUGAGUGUCUUGCAGCCGCUGCGCCUCAUCUCGUGGCCAUGCUGCUUGCCCCUGAGGGAGACCCGGAUGCUAUAGACAUCCCUACCCCGCGAUCUUACGCUGAGGCGAUCGCGGGUCCCUACUCCUCUCAGUGGCAGGCAGCCAUGGACGCAAAGAUGGCAUCCUGGAAGUCCACUGGCACUUACGUUGAUGACGUUCCCCCUCCUGGGGCGAACAUCGUCAGUGGCAUGUGGAUUUUCAUGGUGAAGCGGCCGCCGGGUUCUCCGCCUGUCUUCAAGGCUCGUUACGUUGCCCGAGGCUUCAGUCAGCGAGAGGGGGUCGACUUCUUCCAGACCUUCUCCCCCACCCCGAAGAUGACCACUCUUCGGGUACUGCUGCACGUUGCCGCUCAGCGUGACUACGAGCUUCACUCUCUUGACUUCAGCACAGCUUUCUUGCAGGGCAGCCUGCACGAGGAGAUCUGGCUGCGCCGCCCUCCUGGCUUCACUGGGUCGUUUCCUCCUGGUACCCAGUGGAGCCUCCGCCGGCCGGUCUACGGUCUCCGCCAGGCGCCACGUGAGUGGCACGACACACUGAGGACUACACUUGCGGCUCUUGGGUUCGCGCCUUCUACUGCUGACCCGUCGCUGUUUCUGCGCACCGACACUUCGCUGCCGCCGUUCUACAUCCUCGUGUACGACGACGACUUGGUCUUUGCCACUGCUGACACUGGGGCUCUCGCCCGCGUGAAGUCCGAACUGUAG
Closterium sp. Yama58-4 is the source of this 4371-nucleotide messenger RNA. Lineage: Eukaryota; Viridiplantae; Streptophyta; Zygnematophyceae; Desmidiales; Closteriaceae. The record is from the annotation of a GenBank genome assembly.